AUGUUUGCUCUCACACUGACCGCAGAGCUGUCGGGCGUAACGAAUCUGCGCCCUGACGAUACGCAGGACAACCCGUUCUGGUACAUGUUCAAGGUCCAGUGUACGUCUUGCAGAGAGACGCAUGACAACUAUGUUGGCGUGAAUCGAUUUGAAACAAAUGAGAUGAGUGGCAGCAGGGGUGAAGCCAACUUUGUCUGGAGAUGCAAAAACUGCAAGCGAGAGUCUUCUGCGACGAUCAAAACAGCUCCUGCAGCUUACGAACAGGCCGAGCCUCCCAAGGCGCAGAAGCUGUUUGAGUUUGACUGCAGAGGGUUGGAGUUUGUAGAGUUUAAGCCAGAGGGCGACUGGCUGGCUGAUGGAAUCGACUCGGGCACCAAGUUCACCGGCAUUGACCUGACAGAGGGGGAAUGGUUUGACUAUGACGAAAAGGCGGGCGAAGAGGUCAGCAUCAAGGAGCUGGUAUGGGAGAUUAAGAGAGCGUAA
This is a messenger RNA of Trichoderma reesei QM6a, 483 nucleotides long. RefSeq lists its product as uncharacterized. The transcript is spliced from 5 exons. The record is from RefSeq and is a predicted model, not a curated record. Bases 1 to 483 code for a protein of 160 amino acids. Gene Ontology annotation, molecular function: zinc ion binding. Lineage: Eukaryota; Fungi; Ascomycota; Sordariomycetes; Hypocreales; Hypocreaceae.